GUCAGCUCCCCCCCCCACUCCUGCUUCCAGAGCCCGCUUCCUUGGCCGCAGGCCGCCCGGCGACCUCUGGGAAGAUGAGCGGCUGCGGGAGGAAGGCGCUGACCCUGCUGAGCAGCGUCUUUGCCGUCUGCGGCCUGGGGCUCCUGGGCAUCGCAGUCAGCACCGACUACUGGCUCUACCUGGAGGAGGGGGUGGUCCUGCCCCAGAACCAGAGCGCGGAGAUCAAGAUGUCCCUGCACUCGGGCCUGUGGCGUGUCUGCUUCCUCGCAGGGGAAGAGCGGGGUCGCUGCUUCACCAUAGAGUACGUGAUGCCCAUGAACUCCCAGCUGACGUCGGAGUCCACCGUCAAUGUUCUAAAAAUGAUUCGCUCGGCCACACCGUUCCCCCUGGUCAGCCUCUUCUUCAUGUUCAUUGGGUUUAUCCUGAGCAACAUCGGACACAUCCGUCCCCACAGGACAAUACUUGCCUUUGUCUCCGGCAUCUUCUUCAUCCUCUCAGGCCUCUCUCUGGUGGUGGGCCUGGUGCUCUACAUCUCCAGCAUCAACGACGAGAUGCUCAACAGGACCAAGGACGCAGAGACCUAUUUCAACUACAAGUACGGCUGGUCGUUUGCCUUCGCGGCCAUCUCUUUCCUUUUGACUGAGAGCGCCGGAGUGAUGUCCGUGUACCUGUUCAUGAAGCGGUACACCGCCGAGGACAUGUACCGGCCGCACCCCAGCUUCUACCGGCCUCGUCUGAGCAACUGCUCCGAUUACUCAGGCCAGUUCCUACACCCGGACGCCUGGGUCCGGGGCCGCAGCCCCUCCGACAUCUCCAGCGACGCCUCCCUGCAGAUGAACAGCAACUACCCAGCCCUGCUCAAGUGCCCCGACUACGACCAGAUGUCCUCGUCCCCCUGCUGAGCCUCGCCGCCUCCCUCCCUGGACGGUGGACAGCCAGAGAGCCCUUCCCAUGCUCCCCCGAUGGUCUGGCAGCCCCAGGCCCUUGGUUGACAGGCCCAGGCUGCCCCCACGCUUUGCUGUUGUCACUCGACCCAUGUUGUCUCCACAUCUUCCCCCCACCAGAGUAACUCCGACUGCCCCAGGCUGGGUGUCGCGAGUCCGGGGCCAGCGGGCAAGCUGAUUGGCCGAGAGCGCGAGCGUAGCCCCGCCUCCUGAGUGCCAAUCACUCCCACUGCUCUCCCCUUUCCCGGGAGAGGCGUCCUUUCCAGCUGUGUAAUUGUCCCUAAGCGCCCAACCUCAUGGCCGCAGGCCAAGUUCCCUACACACACCCAGCGGGACUUGUGUGCCUACCAACUAGCCUGACCUUCCUGUUCAUGAUCUGCGCCAUCAGGCCAAGAAGGGGACUUUCCUAUGGAGGUCCUGCUGGUUCAGAAUUGCCAAGCAGCUUUCCUUGUGAAAUCCUUUAUCUUUUUGGUUACCCACCCCCAUCCGCACAGCACACCUUUCUGUGCUCUCCAUCUCCCCCUCCCCCCAUAGGCUCUGAAUCUUCCUUCCUUUCUUUCCACCAGGACUCAGCUGCCUGGGAUCUUGGUCCCUAAGGGCGUAAGAGUGGGUCUGAGGCCACUCUGAUGAAGUCACAAAGAGGUGUUAAUGGCUGAUGAUGUCUUAAUAUGUAUGGCCCCCUAUAACAUACUUAACAGGGGUCCUUAAUGCCUUAACCCAAGAAGUGACUCUGACAAGGAGAACAUCAGACUUUGGCAGGUCCCCAUUAGUAUUAUCAGGCACUGUUAGUAUUAUGAGGCCCUGGGGAUACUGUCCCUGCUCACAUGGGCAGUAUUUCUGGUCCAAGGCCCUAAACUCUGACCAUGUAGAUACACAUCUAUACCACGUAAGUAGAAGGCAGCUUUUAAAGAGGCUGCCUGGGAUUUGGAGCUAGAUUUGGCGACACUUAGUGCAUUUUGAGUCAAAAGCCAGCCUUGGAAAGGUCCAGCUGCUCUCCUAUGGGUGCCCGUGAAUAUAUGGGGGUUGUCAUUUAAUCCUAACACAGGGCGCUAUCCGCUUCCUGGACUGGGGACAUAUGGAGGCAGCCAGAUCCUUCCAGAAGGUGAGGCAGGGUGAUGCCCAUUUUCCUAGUAGCAAAUUUGAGCUGGGAGGUACCAAGCACCUUGCGUGAAGUCCACAGGGGCCAGGGACGGAGGGAUCAGUGGAAGGCCCAAGGCAGGACGUGACCGCGCCCCGGUUCUCCAGGCUCCCUCUCAGUGUGUGCAUUUCCAGUUCUGAGGUUGUGAGUAGCAAAAUAAGACCGGGCUUUCACAUGCUGGAGACCAGAAGUCCGGAAUCAGGAUAGCAGCAGGUCGGCUGUCUUCUGAGACCUCUCCUUGGCUUGCAGAUGGUGGCUGUCUUCUCAACAUGUCUUCCCACGGUCUUUUCCUUGCUUGUGUGCCCACCCCUGGUGUCCACAUUCCCUCUCAGCAGGACACCAGCCAGAUUGAAUUAGAGCCCAUCCUCAGAGCCUGAUUUGAACGUCAUCCCCUGUUUAAAGGCCCUGUCUCAUUCCCAGGUUCUGGGUCCCAUUCCCAGCUUCUGGAGGUGAGGAGCGCAACAUAGAACUUAGGGGUGUGGGGACAGGCAUGCAACCAGCAGGUACAGGCAGGUCACUUUGUGGCUGAACUGUUCCACUUGCUCACAGCACAGUAGGGGGGGAAGAUUCGAGAAGACAGUUGUGGUCCCCGUUCAGCUACCAUCUGAACAUGGAUCCUUGGGCAACCCCAUCUGCUCUGAGGGGCUUGGUCCAAAUGAUCCCCAAGCCACCCUCUUCCACACACCCGCCCCCAACUCUAGUGAUUCAGCCUUGCAUAGAAAGCUCCAGAUUGCCAUCCAACGUGACUUUUCGAGCCUUGCCUCGAAACUGAUAGCGACCGUAAACCCAGACAGAAACCACGUUCUCCUCUGCAGGAAAAGAAUCAGGUAGUGUACGUGCAGACCAGUAGGCAGCAUUUUCAAACUGGACAGUUGUUUAGAUGUGCCCUUCUCCUGUGUGGUCAAUGUUACUACCCUCCUAAAAUGUACUUUUCUGUCCCUUAAGCUCCCUUUCUCUGUCACUGUGCCAGGCUUGUGUGUGCACAUGGAAAAAAUAGAACCCACUCCCCAACACAACCUGAUUGUUGACUGUGACGUCAUUAGGAUGAGCCUUGAUUGGCCUGGAGCCUAGGUUGCUAAGUCAAGCACCUCGUGUCUUGCGAAGGUGUAGUUGAUGCUUAUCUUAGGUCAGGUUCUGGGUCAUUGUCCUCCCUCACGAGGGACGGGGGAUAGAUCAAUCAUAGCACAAUGAUUACAGCUUCCUUUCCGUCUCUUUGUUGGUUUCAGAACUGGGGGGCCUAUUUGCAGCGUCUUUCCACAAUCAAAGGCUUUAGUCAAAUAUUAAAGUGUAUAAACUCAGAAAUUAUAAUUAGGGUCCUUUCCCAAUGCACUUGCUGAUUUCCUCAAGCACUUGAAGAAAACACACUGAGAUUUUUUUUUUCUCACCUUCAAAAACUUGGAGAGGGAGGGUAAUACACUGAAGUCUGAUGGUAUAUUCUGGAAUAAAAGCACUCAACCAGUG
Messenger RNA from Neogale vison (American mink), 3543 nucleotides. RefSeq names its product calcium voltage-gated channel auxiliary subunit gamma 5 (gene CACNG5). Gene Ontology annotation, molecular function: voltage-gated calcium channel activity; channel regulator activity. Bases 75 to 902 code for a protein of 275 amino acids. Gene Ontology annotation, cellular component: postsynaptic density membrane; AMPA glutamate receptor complex. The transcript is spliced from 5 exons. Gene Ontology annotation, biological process: calcium ion transport; postsynaptic neurotransmitter receptor diffusion trapping; neurotransmitter receptor transport, postsynaptic endosome to lysosome. NCBI's taxonomy places the organism in Eukaryota, Metazoa, Chordata, Mammalia, Carnivora, Mustelidae. The record is from RefSeq and is a predicted model, not a curated record.